GCGAAGCGCGUCUCUAAAACCCCGUAAAAACCCUCGUACCGUUGUCUCGCUCAGUCAGCUGAAUCAAUGGCGGCAUUAGAGCUUCUCCUCUCUCAUGCUCGCCGCCAUUGCACCACCAGAGCCAAAGCUUCACUUCUAGGGUUUCACAGAUCUCUCUGUUCAUCAUCGUCAUCAUCAUCAAAUCCAGACCCGCCUCAACCCGAUGAGCCCCUAAAGAGAAGCACUGAAUCGGCGCCAAUCCAAAGCGUUUCCUACGCCAUGAAACCGAAAGACCAAUCCCCACCAAGCCCAGAGAAUCCUCAACCCCAAACACCGUCGCCGCAGCCGCCGCUCCCACGGCGGCCGAGGCAGCCCGAGUCCGACUGGGGCAGCGCGGAGAGUCGCUCGAUGUGGACUCGAGAAGACAUGCGGUACGUGAAGGACGCGCCUUCGAUCUCGCCUGUGUCGUAUCCGACCCGGGUGGCGCCGCUGCCGGAGGACAGAGUUACAGCGGAGGCGGAGGAGGAAGUGGGGAAGAGGGAGAGUGAGGAGAUGGAGAAAGAAAGGAUCAGAAUUGAGGCAGAGAAUCGGAUUAGAAGAAGGGUUUUUCGAGUUGAAGAAGAGAAGGCUUUUCCAUUUCCUAGGCUGAUAAAGGUGGAGAAGAAGCAGGAACAGAAGGUUAUUCUUGAUUUGAUGGAUGCCAUUAGAGAAGUGAAGGCUAAUGCAAAUCGGAACUUUGAUGAAACUAUUGAAGCACAUGUGAGAUUGGGUAUUGAUCGACGCCGAAGUGACAUGACGGUUAGGGGUGCUGCAACUCUGCCUCAUGGUUCUGGGAAGGUUGUCAGGGUGGCUGUCUUUGCUGAAGGAACAGCUGCAGAAGAAGCUAGGGCUGCAGGAGCUGAUAUCGUUGGUGGUGAUGACCUUAUUGACGAAAUCAAGAAUCUCCACCAAGGUGGUGGCAAGCUCAAUUUCGACAGGUGUAUUGCAACUCCUCAAAUGAUGCCCCGUCUUACAAAGAUAUCAAGGAUUCUUCGUAGUUUGAUGCCAAACGCUAAUCGAGGUUCUGUGACUGUUGAUAUUGCUAAGGCAGUAGGAGAGGCAAAACGAGGUCGUGUGGAAUUUAAAAUGGACAAAACUGCAAUUGUGCAUGUUGGGCUUGGAAAGGUGAGUUUCUCAGAAAAGGUUCUACGGGAGAACAUUGGUGCAUUUGUGAAUGCUCUUUUGCUUGCAAAGCCAGCAGGCCUAAAGAAGACUUCCAAGUAUGCUGGGUAUGUGAACGCCUUCCAUUUAUGCAGUACGAUGGGGCCAGGAUUCCCAGUUUCGAUACAGUCAUUAUCCAUGGCCGCAGACCACUACAACAAGCUGCAUGCCCAAUAAUGUGAUUCAGUGGCCAGCUGAUAUCUUAAAACCAGAUUCUCACAUAAAACCCCUUGUUGAAGGGUAUUCCAAAUUUUCCUCAUUCUCUUUAAAGUUGCUUAUGAAUUUCCAUCAUCAUUUUUGGGUAAUGGCUGCAUCCCAGCUGAGAGUUGAGAAGUAGUUAUUUGAUUUGGCUCUUGCUUUACCUUCUGUUGUUAUAGGGAUGAGAAUUCAUGCAUCCUGUCUGAAAUAGAAUUGAAUUGAAUGUUAGUUGGAAGCUUAAUCUGAGACUUAAGUGAAACAAAAAUCCUUUCCCCCUUCUAUUGAUUGGUUAUAUAUAUGGCACAUCUCUCUGUUGGAAUC
Molecule: messenger RNA, 1698 nt
Organism: Vitis riparia (riverbank grape)
Lineage: Eukaryota; Viridiplantae; Streptophyta; Magnoliopsida; Vitales; Vitaceae
Product: 50S ribosomal protein L1
Exons: 10
Coding region: 67-1356 (429 amino acids)
Biological process (GO): translation
Cellular component (GO): large ribosomal subunit
Molecular function (GO): RNA binding; structural constituent of ribosome
Source: RefSeq, a predicted model, not a curated record